CUUAAGUAAUCGUAAGGGUUAUGGUUACGCCUUUACCUGCAUACGAUUACUCCCGUCGCGAGUAAGCUUCCAGCGAUUGAUUUCCCUUUUUUAUUGUUCAUCGUGAUCGGCUCAAUCGUUUCCGGGUUCCGAACCCUAAUCCUCUGCCAGGAAAAUGCGACUAGUUGGAAUGAAGCGGGCUCAGAUACCUAGAUUACAAAAAGGGACAGGUUGCUUUCGUUGCAAGAAAAUUUUCUAGCGACCGAUUUCAAAGCCUUUUUGUUGUUCCUCGUGAUUUGCUUGUUGGCUCAAUUGUUUCCUGAUUUAGAAGCCUAAUCUUCCACCAGGGAAGGGGUGAGUACACAUGCCAGAAGGACUAUGACCUAAACCCAAAGUGCGAACACAACCAUGCCUUUCAUUUUCCAUGAAACUAUUGAAAAUCUUCUGCCUCAACUCAGAUGUUUGAUCCUCAAUAGGUACAAGUUGUUAAGUCAACUGGUGGUUUAUUUUCAGCAGGGAAUAGUUAUGAGCUUCAAUUUGCCCAGGUUUGAAUGAACAUUCCUACCAUCUCCGAUGAGGUUCAGCAGAGAUACUUGGCGUUGGGCUUUAGGUCUCAUAUACAUUGUUGCAGUGGCAAUAAUAUGGAUUGCUGCUAGUUAUAUAGUUCAAUCUGUUGUAGAUUCUGGUGUUUCUCCGUUUCUGAUUACCUAUAUCUGUAAUUCGUUGUUUGUUGUUCUUAUUCCAAUUAUUGAGAUCUCUCGGUAUCUUGAGGUUAUAUUAAAGGGUUCUUGGCACUGGUUUCGGAAUAGGAAUGUUCCAGACUCACAAUUGUCUGUUAAUUCAGAGGAAGUUAAUCUUCUAGUGCAGACUGGUCAACCUACUGGCCCAUAUGUGCUGAGUAAUAAUCAACAAGAAAACAUUUCUUUGAUUCACUCUAGAAUUCAAGAUUCUGAGAGCAUAUUAUCCAUUCAUGCUAUUGCGUUCAGUGGUGGAGAAUCUUGCUUGAUGACUGACGAUAGCACUAAACAAGUGAAUACGGAGGAGCAUUGGACUCGUUGUCAAGUAGCUAAAGUUAGCUUCUUGAUAUGCCCUUUUUGGUUCUUUGCUCAAUUGACAUUCAAUCUCUCUCUUAAAUACACAACUGUUACGUCAAAUACUAUCUUAAGCAGCUCGUCUAGCCUCUUUACUUUCUUGGUUGCGGUAGCAUUUUUAGGAGAAAAGUUCACAUGGGUUAAGCUAGUCAGUGUUCUUCUUUGCAUGGGCGGGACAAUAAUGGUCAGCCUAUCCGAUUCAAGUGUUGGGUUAAAUGCAAUUGCAACAAAUCCUCUUCUUGGGGAUAUUCUUGCUCUCGUCUCAGCAGGGAUAUAUGCUGUUUAUAUCACCCUUAUUCGACAAAAGUUGACUGAUGAGAAAAAAAAUUGUCAAGCAAGCACUGCUCAGUUCCUUGGAUUUCUUGGUCUAUUUAAUCUACUUAUAUUUUUCCCUGUUUUGCUAGUUUUGAAUUUCACAAAGUUGGAGCCCUUUGACAAACUUAGUUGGAACCAACUUGGACUUAUUGUGGGAAAAGGUUUGCUGGACAAUGUGCUAAGUGAUUACUUGUGGGCAGAAGCAAUCCAUCUAACUACUACAACGGUGGCAACAGCAGGUCUCACAAUUCAGGUUCCGAUUGCUGCAGUUGUGGACUCUCUGACUGGACAUGCUCCUCACCUGCUGGAUUACAUUGGAGCUGUUGUUGUUAUGGUUGGUUUUACUGGGAUCAAUAUACCAUCUGAUGAUUCAGUUAGGUCUUUGGUUAUGGAAGAAGAGCAGGAGACUACUACCAUUGAUGCUUCUUCUGAGAGAUGACAUUUCUGAUUCCUUAAGUGACUUAAGCAAUAUGUAGUUUUCACCUCCCAUAGGUGAGUUAGUUAAAUUUAUCGCAUAUAGCUGUCAAGUUGAAGAUCCCUUUACAGUAACCAACAUAUGUGGCAUGCUAUGGAGCUCUGUCUUAAUUCUCUAAGUGGGAUGUGAAGAUAGGAACACUUACUCUCACCGGAGGAAGGAAAGGAUACUUGAAUUUCAGGAAGUGAAGUGCCUAUAUUCUAGAUUGGAAUGAAAAGAUUAAGUGGUGUAAGUGUGGUAAAGAGGGAUUCAAUUGCGAGGUUUAUGUGCAAGUAUAUUUGUUGGGAUUCUAACUAUAUCUCCUUUUCAAUCACAUGCAUAAAUGUAGUCGGUGGAAUUUUAUCUCAUGAAUUGAACUUGGGAUCGAUUUGAUGUCCUCAUGUUGAUGCUUAUGAAAUGAGAUUGUUAGCAAGUAAACGAUAAAUAGUUUCA
This is a messenger RNA of Zingiber officinale, 2292 nucleotides long. Its product is annotated as thiamine-repressible mitochondrial transport protein THI74-like. Gene Ontology annotation, cellular component: membrane. Gene Ontology annotation, biological process: transmembrane transport; regulation of peptide transport. Bases 553 to 1824 code for a protein of 423 amino acids. Lineage: Eukaryota; Viridiplantae; Streptophyta; Magnoliopsida; Zingiberales; Zingiberaceae. Gene Ontology annotation, molecular function: transmembrane transporter activity. The transcript is spliced from 6 exons. The record is from RefSeq and is a predicted model, not a curated record.